Drosophila serrata is the source of this 2387-nucleotide messenger RNA. RefSeq names its product iduronate 2-sulfatase (gene Ids). NCBI's taxonomy places the organism in Eukaryota, Metazoa, Arthropoda, Insecta, Diptera, Drosophilidae. Gene Ontology annotation, cellular component: cytoplasm. The record is from RefSeq and is a predicted model, not a curated record. Gene Ontology annotation, molecular function: iduronate-2-sulfatase activity.
AGUUUUUUAAAGCUUUAUCAAUAAAUCAAAAUGAUUGCCUCACAUUUCAAUCAUACUAAUAUUCCCUGUGUGGGAAAAGUUCAUGGGCACAGAGGGUAGCACAACAAAAUCGCCGGCAUCCACAUCCGCUGCCGUGUCGUCGUCGUCGGCAUCUUCGAGUCAACAGUCGCGAAUCUCCUUUGCCGUGGUCAUGACCGCCGCUGCUGCUGCUGCUGCUCGUCUCCUGCUCUCGCUGUGGCUGUGGGAAUUCUUCCUCCUGGGCGAGACCUCCGCGCAGGCAGCUACUCUGCCCCGACGGCCCAAUGUGGUGAUGGUGAUCUUUGACGAUCUGCGUCCAGUUCUGGGCGCUUAUGGGGAUCCACUGGCCAGCACUCCGUAUCUGGAUGACUUUGCUAGAGGAAGUCAUGUCUUUACAAGGGCCUACAGUCAGCAAUCUCUGUGUGCGCCCAGCCGGAAUUCCUUGCUCACAGGUCGACGUCCGGAUACGCUGCACUUGUACGACUUCUACAGCUACUGGCGCACUUUCACCGGAAACUUCACCACCCUGCCGCAGUACUUCAAGGAGCACGGAUACUACACCUACAGCUGUGGGAAGGUCUUUCAUCCGGGACUCUCAUCGAAUAACACGGAUGAUUAUCCAUUGAGCUGGUCAGUGCCAGCCUUCCGUCCACGUACCGAACAGUUUAUGAACUCACCUGUCUGUCCGGAUAAGGAGGGCAUUCUCCGGAAGAAUCUCAUCUGCCCUGUGGAGCUGCAAACGCAGCCGUACAAGACUCUGCCGGAUAUUGAGUCUGUGGCGGAGGCUCUGCGGUUCGUGGAGAGCCGUAAGACCCGGAAACGAGAGCCCUUCUUUCUGGCCAUGGGCUUCCACAAGCCGCACAUUAACUUUCGCUUUCCAAAGCAGUUCCUCUCCAGAUUUCCGUUGUCUCAGUUCUUCAACUACACGGAGGACCGCCUGAAGCCACCGAAUAUGCCAGCGGUGGCCUGGAAUCCUUACACAGAUGUGCGCGCCAGGGAUGACUUUAAGCACUCAAAUAUCUCCUUUCCAUAUGGACCCAUUGCCAGGCAUCAGGCCGCCCAGAUCCGACAGAGCUACUACGCUUCAGUGGCCUAUGUGGACGAUUUGUUUGGCAAGCUGAUAACGGGAUUGGAUCUGGAGAACACGGUGGUGGUGGUACUUGGUGAUCAUGGCUGGUCCCUGGGCGAGCAUGCCGAGUGGGCCAAGUAUAGCAACUUCGAGGUGGCCCUGAGGGUUCCACUGAUGAUCAGAAGCCCGCAGUUUCCCCUGAGUCAAACGAAGUUCUAUCACGGCAUCACAGAGCUCCUGGACGUAUUCCCCACUCUAGUGGAUCUGGCGGGUCUGCCUGCCCUUCCCGCCUGUAAGGAGGACCCUCCGGAAUUGACCUGCGGCGAGGGCAAGAGCUUGUAUUUUCAACUGAUGGGCGUUGGACUGGCUGAUGAGCACGUGGCCCUGAGUCAGUAUCCCAGGCCUGGUAUGCUGCCCACAAAGCAUCCCAAUAGCGAUAAACCCAAGCUGCGCAACAUCAAGAUCAUGGGCUAUAGCCUGCGAACCGAUCUUUAUAGGUAUACCUUAUGGGUGCGAUUUCAUGCACAGAAUUUUAGUCGAGACUGGCAUGAUGUGUACGGCGAGGAGUUGUACGAUCAUCGACUGGACUCUGGCGAGGAGAUGAACCUGGUGCCGCUGCCCGAGUUCGAUGAUGUGCGCCAGCGUUUGCGCCGGCGUCUGAUGGAGGUCGUAGGCAGCAGCUAGCGGAGAUCGUCUGCCCCAGCUCCUUCCUUUAACCCGAUCUUCACGAUUUUAAAUCAAUUCAUAAGCAAUAUAUAUUAAUAUAUAUAGGUAUAUAUGUAUAUGUAGUAUAGUAUGUAGAUGGAGAGACGAAGCGAAUAUCUUGUCGCCAUAAUUGGAAUUUAAUACUUCCGGUUGGGCAACAACUUUUGCGAGACGCCCAGACAUGCUGCAUAUUUUUCGCUGUAAUUUCUGCGAUCUGCUGCGAUCUCCCCCCCUCCUCCCUCGUGGACGUCUGCCUCUGCCACUGCCUCUGUCCAUAUAGCAUACAAUCCGAUCGACUCCGAACCGCGCAUGCGUGACUUGUGUCCAUUGCCUUUUUGGAUUCGUUUUACUGAAUUUUUGUGAAUGAAAUUUCAUUCAACGUUGGCGGCGCGCGUCUCGCUGCGUUGGCGUUGACGUUGGCAGCGGCGUCGGACGCCCAAAUCUGGAGGAGAUGCGGAGGUCGGGGAGCAGGGAGCAGGCAACCACUGGGGCGACGUUGGCGACUCUUUUCAAGCUUUCAUUUUCGCUUCGGCUUGUUGCCAGGCGAGUGAAAAUGCAAAGGCACCGAAAAAAAUUAACUUAAGCUUAAGUUGUA